Molecule: messenger RNA, 2577 nt
Organism: Chionomys nivalis (European snow vole)
Lineage: Eukaryota; Metazoa; Chordata; Mammalia; Rodentia; Cricetidae
Gene: Satl1
Product: spermidine/spermine N1-acetyl transferase like 1
Exons: 7
Coding region: 1-2466 (821 amino acids)
Cellular component (GO): cytosol
Molecular function (GO): N-acetyltransferase activity
Source: RefSeq, a predicted model, not a curated record
AUGGACCAACCAGGCAUAAGACAAGCAGACCAAAGCAAAACAGACAUGAAUCAAGCAGUUAUGAGCCCACCAGAUGAAAGUUCAUACAAUACAAAAGAACCAGGGCCAAGCCAACCAAACAUCAACCAGCCAAGCAUGAGCCAACAAGGCAUGAACAAACCAGAUGUGACAAGACCAGAUGCAAGGCAACCAGAUAUGAACCAACCAGGACCAAGCAUGGACCAGCCAGUCGUGAGCAAACCAGACAUGAGUCAACAAGAUUUGAGGCAGCCAGACCCAAGCCAACUGCAUAUGAAACAUCCAGGCACAAGCCAACCAGGCACGAGUCAAGCAGGCCUGAGCCAAACAGGCAUAUGGCAGCCAGGCCCUACUCCUCCCAACAUAAAGCAAAUGAACUCACGACAAUUGGGUUCAGCAUAUCCAGGCAGGAGAUCACCAGAAAUGUGGCAAAUAGACCAAAGCAAUCAGGAAAUGAGACAAUCAGACAUUGUCCAACGAGACACAAGCAAUGCAGGACAGAGACAACCUGACACAUGGAAAACAGAUCCAAAUUAUCCAGGAAUGAAACAACCAGAACCAUGGCAAUGGGAGCCAGGCUCUCCAAGCUUGAGACAAACAGAUGCAUAUCAAUGGAACCCAAGCCAUUUAGGCAAAAAACAUUCAAAUUCACGGCAAACAGGCCUACAUCACCCAGUCAUCAAACAUUUAGAAUUCAAAGAACCAAGUCCCACCGAACGCGGUACGAAACAACAUGACACAUCACAACCAGGCCCUCCUAGUCAAUCAGGUAUGAGACUGCCAAGCCCAGGACUACCAGGUCCCACCCAACCAGAUAUGAGACAAUAUGACACAUGGCAAUCAAGCCAGAACCAACAAGGCAUAAAACAGUUGAGUACUUGGCAACCAGGCCCCAGCUCACUCGGCAAGAGAUUGUCAGGCACAUGGCAAUUGGGCUUUAGCCAACCAGGCAUGAGACAAUCUGACACAUAUCAACUAGGGCCUACUCAUCCAGGUAUGGAAUGGUCAGAUACACAACAACCAGGCCCUAGAAUACCAGAUACAACACAAUUAGACAUGAAACAACUUGGCCACAGCCAUCUAAGUGUGAAAAUUUUAGAUACACGACAAUCAAGCCUCAGUCAACCAGCCAUGGCAAAACCUGACACUUGUCAAUCAGGCCUCAGCCAAUCAGGCAUGAAAGAGUUGGACAUAUGGCAAUCAGGCACCAAUCAACAUGGCACUAAACAGUUGGAUUCAUGGCAAUGGGGUCCCAACUCCCCAAGCAGGAAACAAUCAGGCAAAUGGCCAACAGGGCCCAGCCCUCUAGGUAUGAGACAAUUGGAUUCAUGGCAACCAGGCCCAAGCCAACUGGGCAUGAGGUAUUCAGACUCAUGUCCAUGGGGUCCAUGCCACUCAGCCAUGAGACACUCAGAUUUAUGGCAACCAAGCCAGUCAGGCACAAGACAAUCAGAUGCAUGGCAAACAUGCCCAAGCCACCCUGGCAUGAAACAAUUGGAUACAUGGCAAUCAAGUCCCAGCUUCCCUGGUGUAAGACAAUUAUAUACAUGGCAGCCAAGCCCCAGUUGCUCAAAUACAAGACAAUCAGAAAAAUGGCACCCGGGUCCUAGCAACCCAGACAUGAGACAAACAGAUAUUUGGGAACCAAUACCAAGGCAAUCGAAGACAAGUGCCAGCCAACUGGAAACCGCUCAAUUAGAUGAAAGCCAACCAGACACCACCCAACCAGGCCUAGGAGAAAUGACACCAUCAGAGCCAAGUCCAAGUCAGGCAGAGACAAAAGCCAGCCCAUCAGACACUACCAGCCAAUCAGAAUCAAUUCAAGUAAGCGAAAGUCAACCAAGUAAAAGUCAAUUAGAACCAAGUGAAUCAAGCAUGAGUGAUUUAAGUAAAAAUCAACAAGAAAUGCUCCAAUUACCCAUGAGAAAGACAAACUCUGUUCCUUUCAAAAUAAGACCUGCUGAGCCUCAAGACUGCCCAGAUAUUCUGCGACUGAUCAAAGAAUUGGCUUCCUAUGAAGGUAUGCAAGGAGAAGUAACAUUAACAGAAAUGGAUUUAUUCAGGGAUGGUUUUGGAGAAAAUCCACUUUUCUACUGCCUAAUUGCUGAAGCACCCAGUCAACAGACAGAAUUGGAAGUAAAUACUAUUGGAUUUGCCAUGUACUACUACACAUAUGACCCCUGGGUUGGUAAAACGCUUCACCUAGAGGAUUUUUACAUCAGUGAAGAUUACCAAGGUCUGGGUAUUGGAGGUGACAUGCUAAAGAAACUAAGUCAGAUAGCCAUCAACACCCACUGCAGCGCCAUGCAAUUUCUUGUCGUCAUUUGGAAUCAGGACUCUGUUGAGUACUACAGUCGCCUAGGGGCUUUAGACCUUUCCUGUGAGGAAGGCUGGCAUUUGUUCAGAUUUAACAUCGAAGAUCUCCUGGGACUUGCAGAGGAAGAAUGAAAACACCUAGUAACAACUCAUCCAAAGAUAGGCCUCAACAUUUGAAUGUCACCUUAGAAACAUCGCUUUGACAUUAAAUGUUGUGAAAUAAAGCAAGUGAGCAAAAUACUC